AUGGACAAUCCACAACAACGAGAUCUUGUGACUCAACUCUACGAACACGUAAAAUCUAUUCCAACCAUUUCAUCAGGAAGUUUCAUUGCAUCAUCAUCAUGGAUGAAUGAUUCUCUCAACACUUCCUCGAUUGAAUUGUCUUGCUCCUAUUCCGAUUAUCAAAAUGACAAGAUGAUCAAUAUUCUCAAGCAGUAUCAUGUUUUUUUGAAUCAUUCGGGUAUCAGCAGCGAUCAAGCCGUUGUUUCAUCUGUUUUUCCAUCCAUUGUACCAUCCGAAAUCCAUGCCUCUUCAAUUUCUCCAAGUGGACAACGAAAGGCUCUCUUUAAAUGUAUUUCUCAGGAUGGAAAGCCAAACGCUCAGACAGGAGCACUCGAUUAUCAAAUUGAAAUCUAUGCAAAUCAAUUAUUACAAACCAGAGUUUUGGUCAAGGAUGUUCAUGGUAAGCUCUUUACCGAUGAAACGUUUGCAAGAGUUUCUUGGUCCACGGAUGAAAACAAAAUUCUCUAUGUUGCCGAGUUGAAGCAAGAAAUUGUAAAACCCUAUUGGGAGAAACCAAAGCCAUCAGGAUCAGAUAAUAAUGGAUCUUCUAGCUCUUCUGUACAAUCGAAUUUUGAAUUCAAGUAUGAUUAUGAGCGGAAGGAGGAUUGGGGAGAACAAAUUUUGUUAAAGAAUCCUCAUCUUUAUGAAUUAGACAUCAAAGCUAAACAGGUCACACACAUUGAUUUGAUUCCAAAUAAUGUCAGUGCUGGAUCUCCUAUUUAUUUGAAAAAUUCCAAUCAAUUUGUUUAUGUUGGAUAUGACAAGCCAGUUCGAAAGCUAGGACUGAAGUAUUGUAUGCAACGAGACGCCAAAUUGUUUUAUUGUGACCGACAAAAGGUCGAUCAAAUAGCCAAACAAUUUAGAGGUGUCAGAAGACCAGUCUUUUCUCCUUGUGGUACUAAACUUGCAUUUUUAGCCUAUGGUAACGAUGUGAACUAUCACAAUUCAACUUCAAAGCUGGUCACUCUGAAUUGGAAUGAGAGCAAAACCGAUUACCAAGUGAUUGUAGAUAUUGUGCAAAAAGUAUCAGUUUCCAAAGAAGUAGAAUUGAUGCAAGUUUUCCCUGGUUUGUACACGGCUGAACUGCCGCUCAACUGCUGGAGUGCCGAUUCAAGGUAUAUAAUUGUUAAUUCAAUUUGGAGGAGUGUCACAUCCAUGCUAUUGAUAGAUACCAGUAAAACAUCAGAAAACGUAAAAAGAGUGUUAGGAAAUGCUGGUUCGUAUGACUCUAUCAUUUUCCUUAAUCAAGACGCUAGCAAGAAAAAGAUUCUCUUCUACCAAACUACUCCAACUUCUCCCUAUCAAAUCUAUGUAGCAGAUAUUAAUUAUGAAAAUGGUGAACUCUCAAAUUUGAGACUGUUAGAGGAUGGGCUUCAAACUCUGGAGGACUCUCUCGUGGAGAAUGCUAGCCUUAGAGAUAAAAUUAAGGAGGUAGCAUGGAAGGUGCUACAUAUCCCAGUCGAGAAGGAGUCCAAUGUAUUUAUGGAUGGAAUUUUAUAUGUACCAAAAACUCCAAAAGGAUUCUUGGGAGCAACCACAUCAUCAGAAGAGAAAAAGCAUAGCCUUAUUGCUUUCCCUCAUGGUGGUCCUCAUUCUGCCUUCAUCACAACAUUUUCUUCACAAAGUAUUUUCUAUGCUCUUUGCGGUUAUGCUGUCUUAUUUAUUAAUUAUAGAGGUAGUGUUGGUUUUGGUCAAGAAUUUGCCGGAUGCUUGCCUGGAGUUAUUGGCGACUUGGACGUCAAGGAUUGUCAUACCGCAAUUCAAUACGUAAUGGAUCAUAAUGUUUUAGAGGUAGAUCCACAGAGCAUUUCAGCUCUGGGAGGAAGUCAUGGUGGAUUUUUGGCAGCACACUUGAUUGGACAGUAUCCUGAUUUAUUUAAAUGCUCUAUCAUGAGAAAUCCUGUCAUUAAUCUCAGCACGAUUUAUGGAGAGAGCGACAUUCCUGAUUGGUGUUAUUGUGAAAGCUUAGGAAACGAAUACUAUGACGAAGCUUAUGCUACCAAAGAUAUGGUGAUGAAGAUGUACGAACAAUCACCAAUUAGUCAUGUCAAUAAGGUGACUGCUGCUGUGAUGUUGUUGGUUGGUGAGGUCGAUCGACGAGUUCCUAAAGAACAACCAAGAGAAUUUUACCAUGCCUUAAAGUUUUUAGGAAAAUCCAAAGAUGUCAAAAUGUUGGUCUAUCCUGAGAAUGAUCAUCCUAUCGCGAAACCAAAUGCUGAAUUUGAUAGUAUGGUCAGCUCCAUAUUGUUCUUGUAUGCUCACGCCAAAUAA
Molecule: messenger RNA, 2310 nt
Organism: Naegleria lovaniensis
Lineage: Eukaryota; Heterolobosea; Eutetramitea; Acrasida; Naegleriidae
Exons: 1
Coding region: 1-2310 (769 amino acids)
Biological process (GO): proteolysis
Molecular function (GO): serine-type endopeptidase activity
Source: RefSeq, a predicted model, not a curated record